Molecule: messenger RNA, 2646 nt
Organism: Caretta caretta (loggerhead turtle)
Lineage: Eukaryota; Metazoa; Chordata; Testudines; Cheloniidae
Product: histone H2B 8
Cellular component (GO): nucleosome
Molecular function (GO): protein heterodimerization activity; DNA binding; structural constituent of chromatin
Source: RefSeq, a predicted model, not a curated record
ACACGGCUGCUACUCUGAAACCUAAUUUUAAAAAGUAACCUGUAGACUGGAUUAAUUUAACCUCAGGAUUAUUGAUAAACAAAUAUGGAACUUUAUAAUGACUUUUCACAAAUGCAUUAUUUAGAGUACAUUUGUAUAAUUUGUACCUUUAAUAGAGAAAGAUCAUAAUUUUUUUUUUUUUUAGUUUCAUUACUAAUUUAGGAGUAGAACCCAAUGAUCCUUAGGGAUUGAGAGUAGCGUCUACAGGGAUUUGUGUUCCCCUAUAAUAUAAACAGCUAUAAGCCAUUCCUGAAUUCGACUUCGGCUCUAGCUUUACAGUUUUAAAAGCUUUAGUAGGGCUGCACCUAAAGCGAAACAUUUGCAAAUACUGCUUCCAACUAUUGGUUGAUAAAUUGCUUUUUGAUUGGUUGAAAAAAAUAACAACCAAUGGUGACAUGGUAUCUGAAGAUGACCAAUUAUGAAGUCGUAUGUGCCGGUGCUGAGACCAUUUGUUUCUUGUAUCAAAUAGGAAGUCAGACUGCAAAAGCUACUCGUUUGCAUACGCUCCCUAUAUAUACAAGGGUAGCUGUGCCAUCCGCAUGCUAUUGUUCUUGAGCUAUUCAGCAAACGAUAAACUGCUACUAUGCCAGAGCCGGCAAAAUCUGCUCCUGCCCCCAAAAAGGGCUCGAAGAAAGCUGUGACCAAGACUCAGAAGAAAGGAGAUAAGAAAAGGAGAAAGACCAGGAAGGAGAGUUACUCUAUCUACGUGUAUAAGGUAUUGAAGCAAGUUCAUCCUGACACCGGUAUCUCCUCUAAGGCGAUGGGGAUCAUGAACUCCUUUGUAAACGACAUAUUUGAACGUAUUGCUGGGGAAGCGUCUCGCCUGGCGCAUUACAACAAGCGCUCGACCAUCACUUCCCGGGAGAUCCAGACCGCUGUGCGCCUGCUUCUGCCGGGGGAGCUGGCCAAACACGCCGUGUCUGAGGGCACUAAGGCCGUCACAAAGUACACUAGUUCUAAGUAAACUUUCAAAUCUUUUUUUUCGGCUAUAACCCAAAGGCUCUUUUAAGAGCCACCCACUCUCUCCACGGAGGAGCUGUAUUACUAUUUUAUUUACUCCUAUGCAGAACAACUAGUGUAUAGAAAAAGUAGGUUUUCAUUUUUCAGACAAACACUAACUAGACCUUUUACUACAAUCUAAAGCUUUAUUUGCUCUAUUUCAGUUACUAGUUUUCUUGGUGGUUAAAUAGGAUGGUUAAAUGUGUACUGCUUUAAAGUCAAGGCCUACAACUUCCCUUCCAAAAGCUACCCCACCCCUCACCAAGGAGCACGAAGGCAACCUUCUAGCACUACAGGUUUAUGUUUGAUCUUAAUCUCCAGGGUAUAUCGUAGUGAAAAUACUGUAGAGCAGGCAAGUGUGGAUAAGAAUAAGGUCUUUGAAGUCUAAAUUAACUUAAUUUAUUCCUUCAUUUUCCUCCAGUUCCUGAUUUGAGGAAUUCUCCAAAGCCUUUUACUGAAUAUUUAGAGUGGGAAAUGAGCAGGUUUUUAAAAACAGUUCAGGAGAGUUUAAUCCCUAUAACUGCUUAGAACUCCUAGUAUAGACUUACUGUGUAUACCUAACAAAAGAUUCUCUUUCUAUUGUUCUCAACUUCAUAACUUUCUGAAAGUUAUAGCUAAUACAGACUGUUUUCGGCAUCUUUGAGCAUUAGGAAAAUGGGGGGGGGGGAGAGAAGAGACUGUUCUCACGACUACUGAAAAGCAUAUCCUUGCAAGGUACGCUGAACAGUUGUAAAACCCGACUGAGGAGACGUGUCUAGAGUAUCACAGUGAAAACUGGUUGGUGAAGAGCACAGCUGUGCAGUAAAUGUGUAGCGUUCCUGAAACGACGCCUGCAUUGCACAUAUGAAUAUAGGGAUUUCAUCGCUUGUGUGGUGGAUGUGACCUCCAAAUGAGUCAGUUGUGCAGUGAUUCCUAAUUUGUGGGUUUUUAAAACCUUGGCACUCUAAGGUUCUUCGCCCUACAUGUCCUCUUUAUAAAUGCUUUAAAUUAGUAAAUGGCAGCAUGGUUCACUAGGUCACUAUCGGUUAGCGAACCGAAAAAAGGUUUUGAUCUUCUAAUAUUAACUAGGCAGCCAUAGGCAUAUCUAACACGGGGGAGGAGGAAGAUUAGUAGCGAGAGGGAAUAAAACAUAAAAUAAUAGCUAAACGCGCUGUGUAUUAAACAGUGAAAACAAAACUACGAAAGACUCACAUACACCCUCCCCAUCAAGAUAUCCGUGUUCAGAUUUUAAACGUGUAUGUCAGCGCUAGGUGCCCUGCUUUAAACCCAGGGCGGGAGACGGACCAAUCAUUGCAGAGCGCGGGCUUUUCAAACUCUCCACCAAUUUAGUCCUGCUUCCCGCAGCCAGUCAGGUGAUUGUUUCUAAGUCAAACAUUUACCCUUUGUCCCCUCACUGGAUCCCCUACCCUCCCCCUCUGUAGGCAGAACAAAGAAUGACCUGAGCACCACUUAAAAAUGUACGGGGGAGUAUUCCGAACAGGAGUAAGCGCCUAGAAACAGUAUCCAUAAAUAUUUCCUCUUAGCUUCCCUCAGAACGACAAAAGUAACUUUUUAAGUUACUUUGUAUUAUUUCCAGUAUUUUCUAUUAUUUAGUCACAAAAGGGGGGA